Pelodiscus sinensis (Chinese soft-shelled turtle) is the source of this 5161-nucleotide messenger RNA. The record is from RefSeq and is a predicted model, not a curated record. NCBI's taxonomy places the organism in Eukaryota, Metazoa, Chordata, Testudines, Trionychidae.
CUCUGCUUAAAAGAAAUGGUACUUCCUGCUUUCAUAAACAGUCAUGUGCAUAGUUUAGCAAGGCCUGAUGCCUCUGGAGCUUUUCCCUUUAGAGCACGGUUGAAUCAGUCCUUACAGAAGUACUGUAAUCUUGUGGCUUCAUUCGGAACAAAAGGGAUUAGGAAAAAAAAUUAUUUGAUAAUAAGACUUUGGAAAACAAGGGCAGGCAAUCUUGGUUGUGAAUAUUUUUUGAUUUUUCCAGAAAUCAAGCAGAAGAUUGAGCUGCUGAUGUCAGUUAACUCUGAGAAGUCGUCCUCUUCAGAAAGCUCAUCAGUCUUAAUGUUGAACUGUUUAGAGUCCUUGAACACGGUAUCCAAAAUGGCUUCAUGUGCAGAAGAUGAAGUUUCAAGGCCAGAGCCUCAACAGAAACCUCCAUCUGCACCUCCACCUCCACCUCCACCCCCACCUCCUCCUCUUCCAGAGCCAGCACCACCAGAACCAGAGGAGGAGAUUCUUGGAUCUGAUGAUGAGGAGCAAGAAGACCCUGCAGAUUAUUGCAAAGGUGGCUAUCAUCCAGUGAAAAUUGGAGAUCUUUUCAAUGGUCGAUAUCAUGUAAUUAGGAAGCUAGGAUGGGGACACUUCUCUACAGUCUGGCUAUGCUGGGAUAUGCAGGGGAAGAGGUUUGUUGCAAUGAAAGUUGUAAAAAGUGCCCAGCAUUAUACAGAGACAGCCUUGGAUGAAAUUAAGUUGCUCAAAUGUGUUCGUGAAAGUGAUCCUAAUGAUCCAAACAAAGACAUGGUUGUACAGUUAAUUGAUGACUUCAAAAUUUCAGGGAUGAAUGGAAUACAUGUUUGCAUGGUCUUUGAAGUUCUUGGACAUCAUCUCUUAAAAUGGAUAAUCAAGUCCAACUAUCAAGGCCUUCCUAUCCGUUGUGUAAAAAGUAUAAUUCGACAGGUCCUUCAGGGUUUAGAUUAUUUACACAGCAAGUGCAAGAUCAUCCAUACAGAUAUAAAACCUGAAAAUAUCUUGAUGUGUGUGGAUGAUGCCUAUGUGCGGAGAAUGGCUGCCGAAGCUACAGAGUGGCAGAAAGCUGGUGCCCCACCUCCUUCUGGUUCANCAGUGAGUACUGCUCCACAGCAAAAGCCUGUUGGUAAAAUAUCUAAAAACAAAAAGAAAAAACUGAAAAAAAAACAGAAGAGGCAAGCUGAGCUACUAGAGAAACGCCUGCAGGAAAUAGAAGAACUGGAGCGAGAAGCUGAAAGGAAAAAAAUAGAAGAAAAUGUAACCUCAGCUAUACCAUCAAAUGAACAAGAAGAUGAGUACCACCCUGAGGUCAAGCUAAAAACAGCUGAUUUAGAGGAGGUAGCAGAUGAAGAGCCUGGAAAUGAUGAUGGUGAAGCAGAUGAUCAGGAUGAAAAAGAAGACACAGAAAAAGAAAACACAGAGAAAGAUGAUGAUGUUGAACAGGAACUUGCCAACACAGAUCCUACAUGGAUAGAAUCCCCGAAAACAAAUGGCCAUAUUGUAAAUGGCCCAUUUUUAUUGGAACAACAGAUUGAAGAUGAAGAUGAGGAAGAAGACGACUUCCCAAAUCCUGAAGAGUAUAACCUUGAUGAGCCAAAUGAAAAAAGUGAUUAUUCUUAUAGCAGCUCCUAUGAACAGUUUAAUGGUGAAUUGCCAAAUGGACGUCAUAAAAUUUCCGAGUCACAGUUCUCUGAAUUUUCAGCUUCAAUGUUCUCUGGAGCUUUAGAAUCUAUAGCUUGUGGUUCAGCUGUUUCUGAGGGAUCAUCUGUAACUGAAAGAGAGGAGAGCAGCCCAUCUCACGAUAGGAGCAGAACAGUUUCAGCAUCUAGUACUGGAGAUUUGCCAAAAACAAAAACCCGUGCUGCAGACUUAUUGGUGAAUCCUCUGGAUCCAAGAAAUGCAGAUAAAAUUAGAGUUAAAAUUGCUGACCUGGGAAAUGCUUGCUGGGUGCAUAAACACUUUACCGAAGACAUCCAGACAAGACAAUAUAGAUCCAUAGAGGUUUUAAUAGGAGCAGGUUACAGUACCCCUGCUGAUAUCUGGAGUACAGCCUGUAUGGCAUUUGAGCUUGCAACUGGAGAUUAUUUGUUUGAACCACAUUCUGGUGAAGACUAUUCCAGGGAUGAGGACCACAUAGCACACAUCAUAGAGCUGCUAGGCAAUAUCCCAAGGCACUUUGCUCUGUCUGGAAAAUAUUCUCGGGAAUUCUUCAAUCGCAGAGAUCACAUAGCAUUGAUCAUUGAACUGCUGGGAAAAAUCCCUCGAAAAUACGCUAUGUUGGGGAAAUAUUCCAAGGAGUUUUUCACCAAAAAAGGAGAACUCCGUCAUAUUACCAAGCUAAAACCUUGGAGCCUCUUUGAUGUGCUUGUGGAAAAGUAUGGUUGGCCUCAUGAAGAUGCUGCACAGUUCACAGAUUUCCUGAUCCCCAUGCUAGAAAUGGUUCCAGAAAAACGAGCAUCAGCUGGAGAAUGUCUUAGGCAUCCCUGGUUGAAUUCUUAGCAGAAUCUUCAAUUGUAACAUUGAACCAGCAUCCGCUUUCCAGUGCAUCAAACCUGACUGGUGACUGUCACAAAUUCUUUAACAGGAUCACAAGUGAGCUGGCUUCAUCCUCAGACCUUUAUUUUGCUUUGAGGUACUGUUUGACAUUUUGCUUUUUGUGCACUGUAUUUUUGGGGAAAGAUAGUCUUGUCUUCAGCUGGUAGUUUACUAACCCACUCUCUUCAGAAAACACUCAGCGUGUCUUUAAGCAUCAUUACUUGUGUUGUGUGGCAUUCAAAAGUCUAACUUUUGAAAAAACUCCUCCCACCCCCUGUGUUUUGGCAGGUUUUGUAACUAUUUAUGAUGAAAUAUUUUAGCUAAGUAUUAUAUAAUUUACCAGUUUGACAUAUCAAGUCAGAACUGAGAAAAGGCAAGGAAUUGUACAAUUUUAUUUUCUGACAAAGGGACAUCAUUCUUGUAUUAUAGUGUAUGUAAAUGCACCCUGUAAAUGUUCAUUUCCAUUUAAAUAUGGGAAGGGGACUCAGAUUUCAGAGUAAAGCUACUAAGUUUGAAGAGCUUUGUAGCAUAUGAAUUGCAUGUGGCGGAAUUCAAGCUGCUUUAAGGAUUUGUGUAAACUUUCCAUUUCGUAGAAGUUGCUGUACAUUGGAUUAUAAACAAAGUGGCUCUGGUUUACAAGACUUCAUUCCACAAAUGGCACUUUAAAGGAAGGCUAGACUUCUUUCCAAUGAUAAAAGUAUGCAUUAUCAUUUUAGCACUCCCUUUUAGAAUUUUUGCCUAUUUUAAGUGCUUUUAAGGAGAGAAUAGCAAUUUCCCUUACAAUGUGAUAGUGAAGACAUGAUACCAUAUGGUGUUGCCUUUUUAUAAGCACUGUAAUUUGUAUUAUACCCAGAAGAUUAAAAGUGAGCAUGGGAAAUACUCUGUCUAGGAUUACUGAUCUUUUACAAUAAUAUGUGCUUAGAGUAAGAAAAAGAUUGAUGCAAAAACAAAUAUAAUUUAGGGGAUAAAAUAAUCCAAUGUUUGAGACAGCUCAUGCUCAUUCCAUUCAUAGCUUUAUAUGCUCCUAAAACAAAUUGCACUAGCUUUUUCCCCCCAUGCAUUGACAUAUAUAGAAAUUAGUUUGCCCUUUGUAAGUUGCACACAAAAUUGCAAAUGUUUCUAAGGUGUGAAAAAAAAAGCAAAAUAGACUCAAAUUCAUAGGCAAUACAGAUUUUAGAAUGUAAAAUAUAGAGGUGUAUUUUGCCCUCUUUUAGAAGUCAGUGGGAUGAAUGUAAGUUUAUUUCUGGUUUUACAUAAUUAUGGUGCCACUUUUUUGACUGUCCAUUAUAAAUUUAUUCACAUGCCUUUGCAAUAACUAGAUUGUGAGAAGAUAGCUGUGUUGUAACAAUAACCAAUUGUUUGAGGUGCUUGCAGUUGUCUAAUUAAAGUGUUUUGUUUUUUCCAGACAUUGUGCUCGUCAUUCAAAUGCUUGCUAGUGAAUAAAUCCAGCUGUUAGUCACAUUUCACAGUAGGGUUAUUAGCCCAGCAUAAAGGAAAUGUCAGUUUACAAUUCAUUUGUAAAAUUUCUGUAUAUGUGCUGAAAAUAUAUUAAUACAUCAAGCUAAAAUAGCACAGUUUAAUUUAAUUCAUUGCUUGUUCAGACUCAGAAAUGGCAUUCCACAGAACUUCAAGUAACCUGUGCAUGUUUUGCCCUUCUGUGUAUACUCCAAUAAUUUAGCAAAAUUUAAAAUAAUCCUAAUUUUUAGAGUGCAACACAAUACGUUGUUGUUCAAAACUUCAGCCACACUUGGCGAUGCCAACAUUUGGGUUUCAGAGCAGAGGGUAAUGAGCCAUUCACUUGAGAACUUCAUACUGGUAUUAAAAAAAAGGGAGAAAGGUAGCAGCCAAGAUAAUAUUGAUGGUGUAAAAGACAAAAUACUGCAAUGAAAACAACAGAAAUAAAAUGUUCUGCUUUUAGGUUCAUCUUGCUGCAACAAGAAAAAAAAUUUUCAGUACAGGAGGGAAAGAAACUUAAGGAUUGAAAUAUUAGUUUAAAAUGUAUUGCACUCUCUAGGCACGAAACCAAAUAUUCCAAUAUAUUGUAGAUAUUUUUACAGAAGUUAUUGAUAGCCUAAUAUUUAAUCAAUAGCAGUAACUUAAACAUUACCAUUUCACACACUUACUAUGCUGUCUUUUACCCAUUUCUUUCAAAAGCUGUAGCUACUCACUCAGUUUAAACUGACAGCAUGUGUAUAUAUAUGACUGUCUUAUACAAAAUAUGAAGUCUUGCUUCCAAGCUAGAUAGUCACUUUACGAACGCAAUGGCUUUGAACACCUCAGUAAAUUGUAAUUAUAUGGGAUUGAGGGGAUUUGAAUAAGGUUGUUCUUCAAGGAGUGUCUCUGGGAGUGUUCCACCUUAGGUGUUUUGGUGCUGCAGCGCACCUGGCUGGAAAAUUUUACUAAAAGUGGCUUUGACAGCUAGCUCUCACGCGCAGAAGCACUACACACGCCUGGCGGCUAAUGCACGUGUGAGAGACUGUCACCUCAGUUCCUUCUCUGCUGCUGGCGGCGUCAGUUGGAACCUGCAGUGCUCUCUACAGAUUUCUCCUCAGCGAGACAGCUAGUCUUUUCCUUUACUUAGUUAGCCUUUUCAUUAUAUUUUUUUUAUCCCCCCCCCCCCCCC